Mytilus trossulus (common blue mussel) is the source of this 2068-nucleotide messenger RNA. RefSeq lists its product as uncharacterized. The coding region runs from base 58 to 1857 and encodes 599 amino acids. The transcript is spliced from 4 exons. Gene Ontology annotation, molecular function: zinc ion binding. The record is from RefSeq and is a predicted model, not a curated record. Lineage: Eukaryota; Metazoa; Mollusca; Bivalvia; Mytilida; Mytilidae.
GAUGUUCGGAUUUUCCGGAUGUGACGUCACGGAAAAUUUUUGGAUGGCAAAAGAAAAAUGGAUGACAAAAUUACAAGUGAUAACGAUGGAAAUUCCAAAUUUUCCACUUAUUACCAUUCCCUUCCAAAUGACGCUAAGAACAGAUAUUCCACAAAGUUGUUUUAUGAUGCCGGUACCAAAAGUUUACCUGAUCCAUAUGUUUUAACUGAGAAAUGGAGCACUGACCCCAACACAUGGCCAGAUCUUACAUUUGGGGACAUCUACCUGUAUCUGAUAGACACUCCAUCAAUCUUCACGAAAGAGUCCAUGAAGGCAUACAAAUCAUUAGAGGCAUACAAAUAUGUUGUGAGUGGUCACGUCCGUGUUGUAUUGUCGCAUCAGAUUUCGAAUGACUGUCCAUAUAUUGCACUGUCGUCUAAAGUCACACCAUCACAAAGGGCCAGAGACAAGCCACAUGAGCCUUGGGUUUAUUUAGAGAAGAAGACAGGAACUGUCUAUUGUGCCCACUGUACCUGCAUGGCAGGUUUGGGUGAAGUAUGCAGCCAUGUUGGAGCACUUUUAUUUAAGGUCGAAAUGGGUGUAAAAAUUGGUAUGACAAAGACAUCAUCUACCAGUUCAGCUUGUCAGUGGAAUAGCAAAUUUCGGAAAGAGGUCACUCCAGCAACCGUGACAGAAAUUUACGAUCAAAUUAAAGGCAGACGCAAGAAAGAGGUCCCUAAUGUUCAUGCUCAUGGCUCAUCACCUUUACCAUCAACAUCAGAACUUCAACUUCUUUAUGCCAUAGCACCAAAAUCAGUCUUUUUUACCUCCGUUACUAUACCAGGCAUAGAAAUGCUACCUCCAGUAGAGAAAACACUACCCACAGAAAAAUUUCCAAAACUGUUAACUAGCCUUCAUCAGCCUGAUACUGCUCCAAAUUCAGAAUAUAUUAAUGACACUUAUCAAAAGUACACUGUCACAGAUUCUCAGGCCUAUCACCUUGAAGAAGCAACACGCAAUCAAGCAGUGAGCCCCUUAUGGUUUGAACACAGAAAAGGUCGCGUGACAGCAUCAAAAGCUCAUGAUGUUCUUCGCAUGAGAGAACAAACAGCACCAGAUAACCUAGUGAGACGAGUGUGUGGCUACAACAGCUAUGACUUAUCAAGAAAAGAUGCAGUCCGUUGGGGUAUUGAACAUGAAGAUGAAGCCCGUGUAGCCUAUAUCAGUCACCAGAAAACCACACAUGUAAACUUUGCAUGUAAACUUGCAGGAUUCUUUGUUAACUCCAAGCAUCCAUUUGUUGGAGCAAGUCCAGACGGAAUAACUACUUGCGAUUGCUGUGGUAAAGGUACCCUUGAAGUCAAGUGCCCGUUUAAGCAUAAGGACACACCUAUCGACAAAGUUCCUGCCAAAGACUCUAACUUUUGUUUGGACAAUAUGCUGAAACUGAAACAGAACCACCGUUACUACACCCAAGUACAACUUCAAAUGUACCUUACAGAAAGCAGUUAUUGUGACUUUGUUGUGUAUACAAAAUGUGAUCCACCGAGUAUGGUUAUUGUUAGGUUAAACUUAGACUUAGACUUCUGUAAAACUCUCCUUAGUAAAUGUGAAUCGUUUGUCAAAGACCAUGUUAUACAUGAACUAAUUACUCAGAAGUUAAACAAUAUGCCAGUUACACAAGAGCCAACAUCAACCACUGAAACUGUUAACCCAAAUGACCAGCCGUCUACAUGGUGCCUUUGCGCAGAACCAGAAUAUGGGCGAAUGAUUAAAUGCGACAACCGAGAAUGCCCUUACCAAUGGUUUCAUUAUAAAUGUGUCAACGUUAGGAGAAAGCCCAGGGGUAAAUGGUACUGCAUCAGUUGUGAACAAUAAUCAAAAGACUUUGAAAUAGCAGAUGUGAAAAAGACAUUCAAUCAUUCAUGAAUUCAUAAAAUAAACAUUAGUUGUUGUAACAAUAUAUAUCAUUUAUUUUUCAUGAGAAAAACAAAAGUACUAAUAUACAUGAUAUAAUUAACCUACAUGCUUAUGCUUUAUAUUGUGACAAAUGAGCACUAUCUAACAACUAAUGUUAUACAUGUAUAUA